AUGGCCGCCGAUGGUCACAAGGUCUCAAGAAUCUUCAGACGUCCGGCUGAUAUAUCUUCAUUCGUAUCUUCCGUCAUUUCUGUCUCUUUGUCACCACUCGGAGCCCUUUCUUACCCUUCCUGGCGAAUUUCGUAUCAUGAUCUGGAAAGAAUUGUUACCGGAGCCGCGGAGCGCAGGCCUUUUGACGAGUCUCACCCACAAAAACGGUGUCCAGGUAUCCUCGCCACAAGUCGCCAAUCCUAUCACGAAGUCCGAAGGGAGCUGUAUAGCAACCGCAUGAUCACCUUCCACAUUUCUCCAAACCCUAAACGAGCAUCCGCCAAAAGGUCCGGUGAGCAUCCCAGAACCGACGUCCUCGAUCCGCUGGGUUCUCUUUGGUGUCUUCGCCCUCGAUACCACAAGCCGCGUAAGGCCGAGGAUCAGAAUAUGUUAUCCUGGGAGCAACUACCAUACCGGAAGCUGAAAGGCGUCAACUUCGAACUACUGGCAACUGAUCCAGCAAAUCCUGCGGAGCUUCUGCAAGUGUGGAACGAGCUCCGAAACGGGAAGCAAAUCGAAGUGAAGCUCCCAUUUGAGCAGAAAUACAAAAUCAAAUCGAUGCCCUCGUCUCAGAGAUAUCGCUCAACGCCGUUUCAAACCAACUCUCCAAUUACAAGACCGGUGAGGAAGAAGACAUGGACGGCAUAA
This is a messenger RNA of Endocarpon pusillum Z07020, 687 nucleotides long. RefSeq lists its product as uncharacterized. The record is from RefSeq and is a predicted model, not a curated record. The transcript is spliced from 2 exons. The coding region runs from base 1 to 687 and encodes 228 amino acids. NCBI's taxonomy places the organism in Eukaryota, Fungi, Ascomycota, Eurotiomycetes, Verrucariales, Verrucariaceae.